Sinocyclocheilus rhinocerous is the source of this 1091-nucleotide messenger RNA. RefSeq lists its product as uncharacterized. NCBI's taxonomy places the organism in Eukaryota, Metazoa, Chordata, Actinopteri, Cypriniformes, Cyprinidae. Gene Ontology annotation, cellular component: nucleus; aryl hydrocarbon receptor complex. The coding region runs from base 169 to 1065 and encodes 298 amino acids. Gene Ontology annotation, biological process: response to xenobiotic stimulus; regulation of transcription by RNA polymerase II; xenobiotic metabolic process. The record is from RefSeq and is a predicted model, not a curated record. The transcript is spliced from 3 exons. Gene Ontology annotation, molecular function: transcription cis-regulatory region binding; nuclear receptor activity.
CACUCGCUGUGUAACGCUGGUGUCUGUUCUGUAGGUGAAGAUCUCGUGGUCAGCAGUUUGUUUCAGUCUGAGACGGGCGACGUUCCUCCAGAGUUCUCCUGCUUCCUAAACCGCUGCUUUAUCCUGCGCGUGCGCUGCUUACUGGACAGCACCUGCGGAUUCCUGACGAUGCAGUUUCAGGGAAGUCUGAAGUUCCUUCAGGGUCAGAGGAAGAAGACGGCGUCCGGAGCGCUCCUGCGUCCUCAGCUAGCGCUGUUCUGUGUCGCUGUGCCUCUGCUCCUGCCCUCCAUCACCGAGAUGAAGAUGAAGAGCGGCGUGAUGAAGGGCAAACACAAGAACCCCGGCGUUCUCACCUCGUUAGAUCACAAUGACAGAGACGAUGCUCUCAGACGUGCCUCGCUCCUGAGCAAAGACAGCUUCAAGUACAAGAGCGAAGGGCCCUAUGGCCCCGACGAGCCUCUGAGCUUCUGCAAGACGAGCGUUCAGAAGUUCACAAACCUGGACUGCGGCGCCUGGCCCUCGAGAAGCUCCUCGGUCCUCGGCAAACACUACGCUAAACUGUAUCGAUCGGCCCCGGGAUAUUACAGCUCCAGAGCCGAGGCCUUUGUCCCCAAGCCCUACGGGAGCGACUGCGGCGCAGACAAGAGCGAGGGCUUCUGCUUCGACGGAUACGACGCGGUGCUGGAGCCGGCGGUGAAGGUGGAGCAGGACUCGGACUCGGAGAAUGGUUCGUGGACGCAGAUGAAAGCGGAGGCUGGAUUCGGAGAGCAGUACUCCUGCCAGCGGCUGAAGGGAGCGCCGUACGCCGGACAUUAUUACAGCUCGACCCGAGCGCUCAAGUGUGUCCUGAACCGAGACGCAGCGGCCGCCAGCGCACACAACACACACUGCAUCGACGCCUACGCUGCUGACUACAAAGGGUACGUGCAGCACGACUAUAAAGCGGGUAACGAGUUCAAAGGUCACGGGCUGCUUCACUGCAUCAAGCAGGAGCCCGUGGACGCUCCGCUGUGGCACGAUAUGAGUGGCGCACACAAGAUCAACCCCUACGUCUUCAUGCAGUAGCUUCACUCUCAUUCUGUCUUUAUUCA